Messenger RNA from Durusdinium trenchii, 593 nucleotides. The record is from the annotation of a GenBank genome assembly. NCBI's taxonomy places the organism in Eukaryota, Dinophyceae, Suessiales, Symbiodiniaceae.
UGGCCCAAGCGCAGAGUGCUGCCGCCCAGCCUUCGGGAGUACUCCUGUGGGGCGGUUGAGAAGCACCUCGUUGAUGGGCCCUGAUGGCACAGCGAAGGCGGGGACGCCGUGGCAGCCACCUUCUCCUCGGCCUGGUCGGGGUCUUGGGCGCGAUGCGGCUGAUGGCUGAGAGGAUGGAUGUCGGCUUUGCGGGGUGGAGGAUGGAUCCGGUUGGUCUUGGUCCUGGAGCGCUCCCGAGACUGAGAAGGAGGACGGGCGGUUCGCUGGUGCCACAUGCUGUGACGGCAAAGACUGUUGCAGUGAGCCCGGAAGACCGCGACGCGGCCUUCAUGGAGCGUUUGCGCUGCCUGGCGCGGGAGGCGCUCAGCUGGGCUUGGCUCACUCCGCAACAACGGCUGGUGUGGGCCGCGGCCAUCGAGCUGGAUGCCGUACCUUUGCAGGAGCUUCCACCGUGGUUUUGGGAGCGGCAGAACGUAACUCUUAGGCAUCCAAGCAGGGAUGCUGAAGUCGAAGGCAAGCAUUCUGCCCAGGUUAUCAUCGACCAGCAUUUUCCCAAAAAGCAUAGAGCAAAGACCACGCGACCAACUUUCAAC